AUGUCAUCAGUCAGAGGCAAUCUAUGCCGCCGCAUAUACGAUGAAUUGUCACAGCAGUUCUCCGAAGAAGUUAGCGAGCUAGUCAAACGAUAUGGAUACAGCAUGGAAAAUGUCAACUGCUGUAUGAAAAGGUUGUUGAAGAUUGCUGAAAGUCGUGACCCAACUCCAAAUGAUCUGACUAUGAGCGCAGCACUGAAAAACAUGUCAAAGGACCACCUGGAGCAAUUCUUUCGCAUUUUCCGCAAUCUUGUUAAAUUUGAAGAAAAUAAAAGAAAGAAAGAGGAAAUUUGUGGUGGCUCUGCAGAUACGCAAAAGAAUCACAAUGGAUGCUUUGCACGUGCUUCUGAAUUUCAUUCUGGCAACAAUGUUCGCCGACAAGCUGAGUAUGUAAGCACUGAAGACUCAUCCGAGGAAAUCGAAGAACUCAGUGAUAGUUCUGAUUCUCAGCCAAUUGGAGAGAAUCAGUACGAAGUUGAGCGCAUAAUCUCCCGAAUUAAAAACGCCGACGGAAGUUAUGUGUACCAUGUCAAAUGGGUUGGCUACGAGUCAUCGUCAGAACCUGAGAAUUUCGUUGACGAAAAGGACAUGUUGUGCCCAGAUCUUAUAAAAGAAUUCGAGGACUUAGAGCGGCUGAGGAUAAAACUGAGAGCAAAGAAACUCAAAAAGCAAGCUCUGCUGGCAAGAAAACGAAAGCUGGAAGCAGAACAACGGAGAAGAACUUUGAAUACCUUCUCUGCGUCGAAGUUUUCAGACGAAGAUGAAAGUGAAGGCAGCAUUAAUCGAAAUGUAUGCGAAGUUAUAGACAUGUGUUCCAGUGACAGUUCAUCCAGUGAAGAGAAUUUUCCCACGCACUCAUCAAAGCUGCCGAAAAGCUAUUCAAACUGUACGCAUGAAAAGAGCGAAAGAAAAGAAAUUGUAGAAAAAUCACCGGUUCGGAAAGAUGAUCACUACGAUGGUUUCAAAUACGUAAGAAGAGAGUCUGAUGGCUUCCAGAAAGGUUACAAGGUGGUCAAAGUCAGCGUAGUCACAGAACAUCCUAUCAGUGGUCGUGUUGUUGGAGUUGUUGUGUUCGCUCAUCCAGAUGGAGAGGAGUUUGCUCAGUACAUCCCUCUACGCGAAAUACAUCAACAUGCUCCUAUGGAGCUUCGUCAAUACUUCCUCACUGCCAAUACUAGUGAUCAAAGGAGUCUUGCAUUGUCGCUUGUUCUACAGAAACCUAAUAAAUUACAGUGA
This is a messenger RNA of Necator americanus (New World hookworm), 1233 nucleotides long. RefSeq lists its product as uncharacterized. Bases 1 to 1233 code for a protein of 410 amino acids. Lineage: Eukaryota; Metazoa; Nematoda; Chromadorea; Rhabditida; Ancylostomatidae. The record is from RefSeq and is a predicted model, not a curated record. The transcript is spliced from 13 exons.